Messenger RNA from Eublepharis macularius, 603 nucleotides. Its product is annotated as collagen alpha-1(I) chain-like. Gene Ontology annotation, molecular function: DNA binding. Lineage: Eukaryota; Metazoa; Chordata; Lepidosauria; Squamata; Eublepharidae. Bases 1 to 603 code for a protein of 200 amino acids. The record is from RefSeq and is a predicted model, not a curated record. The transcript is spliced from 2 exons.
AUGGCCGAGACUGGAGGGCUCCUAGAACUGGGAAACCCCGUCCGUGCCCCGGCAAGCUUUCGGCCGGUCCUGCUCGACGGCGACUGCGGGCCUUCGGCUUUCGGUUCGGGCUCCGGCUGGCCCCGGGAGAGCGGCGGCGAAAGUGCCCGGGGUCUGCCGGGGACGAAAAGGCGGCUGCCUCUCGCCCCCGGGCCGCUCUUUCUGCCCUCGGGAGCUCCUCGUCGCCCGCCCCCCCCCCGGGCCGGAGCGGCUCCCUGCGAGGGCCCACCUGGCAGGCGAGGGCAGCCCGCCCCGUCCCGGCCACGGAGCCCGUCAGGCUCCCCGGAGGGGCUGCCCGAGGCGCCGCCGCUCGUCUGCCUCGGAGCCCGCAGGCGGCGCCCCGCACUCGGGCCCCGGCGAGGAGGGGGGACCCGCCUCGGCUCCUCCGCAGCGCCCUCCGCGGCGCCGCCGCUCCGCUCCCCGCGGCGCAGCAAAGGGCGGCCCGAAGCAGCCGCUCUGCCCGGGCAGCGGGGAAGGGGCCGCCCUCCGGGACCCCAAAGCCGCUUGGCCGGGCCGAAGCCCCCCCCCCCGGGGCGCCCGGGAGCGAAGCAGGGGCAGCCCUGA